Molecule: messenger RNA, 966 nt
Organism: Asparagus officinalis (garden asparagus)
Lineage: Eukaryota; Viridiplantae; Streptophyta; Magnoliopsida; Asparagales; Asparagaceae
Product: protein FAR1-RELATED SEQUENCE 5-like
Exons: 2
Coding region: 1-966 (321 amino acids)
Source: RefSeq, a predicted model, not a curated record
AUGACUUUCAACAAUUUAGAAGAUGCCAAAAAAUUCUACAAAAAUUACGAAAAGGCCGGAGGUUUUGAUAUCCGUAAUAGCACAACAAAUUAUGGGAAGGAUAGAGAGUUAAUUUGCAAAAGUUAUAUUUGUUCGAAAGAAGGAGUGUUAAAGAGCAAAUCGUUGGAAAUUCGACGAUGUGGUACAAUUAGAACAAAUUGUAAGGCCUUGAUUCGCUUGAAAUUAGACAAAAACAUUGGCAUAUGGAGUGUCUACAAGUUCGUGGAAGAACAUAAUCAUACAAUUACUUCACCGAGUAGAACACAUUUUCUAAGGGGAAACCGUGAGGUAACAAGUGCGAAGAAGACAUUGAUAAAGCAGUUUGGAGAGGUGAACAUUCCAACAAACAAGCAAAUGGCCUUCUUUGAAAACUCUAGCGGAGGUUUUCAUAGAAUUGGAUGCAUUGAGACCGAUGUGAGAAAUUAUGAAAGAGAUUUGAGAGAGGAGAGGCGCGGUCAUGAUGCACAAAUGAUGUUGGAUCAUUUCAAGUCGGAACAAGAGAAGAAUCCUUCAUUUUAUUAUGUUUAUGAAGUUGAUGAAGUGAAACGCUUAACUCAUUGUUUUUGGGUGGAUGGCAUUGCUAGAAUGAAUUAUCAACACUUUGGCGAUGUUGUCUCCUUCAAUGCCACGCAUAACACAAAUCAAUAUGGCUUGGCAAUUGAAAUAGUUUUUCCAGAAAUUCGGCACAGGUUUUACGUUUGGCAUAUCUUGGACAAAGUUCCGGAGAAGUUGGGUAAAUGGGCUUAUAGAACGGAAUUUAUGAAAUCUUUCAAAGAAAAUAUUUGGGACUCUGAGACUGCUAGCUCUUUUGAAGAGAAUUGGGUUUCAAUUCUGAAGAGAAAUGGGUUAGAAAUGCAUGAUUGGCUGAAGGAUAUCUAUGAAAUUCGUGAAAAAUGGGCUCCGGUUUAUCAUAAACAACACUUUUAG